Hydra vulgaris (swiftwater hydra) is the source of this 1637-nucleotide messenger RNA. RefSeq names its product mitogen-activated protein kinase kinase kinase 2. The record is from RefSeq and is a predicted model, not a curated record. Gene Ontology annotation, molecular function: ATP binding; protein kinase activity; protein binding. Gene Ontology annotation, biological process: protein phosphorylation; regulation of apoptotic process. Lineage: Eukaryota; Metazoa; Cnidaria; Hydrozoa; Anthoathecata; Hydridae.
CCAAGAUGGCAUCAACUUGCGCUAUCGUUAUUUUGUAUAACCACGUGACUUUCCCACUGCGAGGAUUGCAAUCAAAUUCAAAUUGCAAUCAAAUUAAAAAAUCAUUUCAAAUCUUAUUAAAGAGGUUGUUAUAUUCAUUUACUUAAAAUGGAACAUAAGCAAAAAAUGUUAAAAAUUGGAGCAAGGUUAACACAUCACAAUGUUAUAGAAAUAAAGUAUCUCUUUGCAGAUAAGAUUGGUGAUGGUGUUCUUGAAACCAUUAAAGAUGGUUUGGAUAUGAUCAGAGUACUUGAACGUAUUGGCACUAUUGAUAAAGAUAAUUAUAAAGAAUUAAUUGAUUUACUUGAGAGUUUGGGUAGAAAAGAUCUCAUUUCAAUCAUUGAUCCUCAGCCUCAACAGUCGAUUUGGAGCAAUAUAAAUACUAAUAUGGAUGAAUUAAGUAUCGAAAGUAUUAUAUCUAAGUUGAAGAAAGUAAAAGAAUUAGCGUCAUGUGCAUUUGGAAAGGUCUAUCUUUGCAUAAGUGAAAAUACAGGCAAAAGUUUAGUUAUGAAAUGUAUUGAGACUGAAAAUAUUGAUAAUAAUGCUAAAGCAAAACAAGAAGUUGAAAAAUUUAAACAAGAAAUUUUACUUUUUAAAGAAUUAGACCAUGAACGAAUUGUGAAAUAUUAUGGUACUACUUAUACUAACACAACAAUCUCGAUUGUAAUGGAAUUCAUGGAAGGGGGAUCUCUUUAUGAUAAAAUAUCAAAUGAAGGAGCUUUAGAUGAGAAGACAGCAUCAGAAAAAUCUUAUCAAAUUCUUUGUGGAUUGGAAUACUUACACAAUAAAAAUAUUGUACACAGGGAUAUUAAAAGUGCUAAUAUAUUGUUAGAUUUAUAUGGGAAUUGCAAGCUUGCUGAUUUUGGUAUAUCAAAACAGAUACAAACAAUUCGUUCUCAUGCAGGAUGUAAAACAUCUGUUGGAACAUGUUAUUGGAUGAGUCCUGAAGUUAUUAAUCCGACCUUUCCUAAUUUUGAAUAUGGAAAAAAAGCUGAUAUAUGGUCAUUCGGUUGUACUGUACUUGAAAUGUUAACAACAAAACCGCCAUGGUCUCAUUUAGAUUCUACGGCUGCUAUAUUUCACAUUGGUAUGCAUCCAACUAUACCCCAUUUGCCUGAUAACUCCUCUAAUUCGUGUAAAACAUUUGUAAAUGAUUGUUUUCAACGUGACCCAAAAUUACGACCAAAUGUAUUGCAGCUGAUGUCUUAUGAUUGGGUUAAAAGAUGUGGAUAAAAAGAAAUUCGCAAUUCAAUGAUGAAAUUUGUUUCAGCAAAAUUAUCAACUGAAUAGUAAUCAAUAACUUUUGCAAGUAAAUAUCGAUACGUUUUGCAAGUUAAUAUCGAUACUUAAGUAGUUAUCGAUACGUUUUACAAGUAAAUAUCAAUUCUUAAAUUGCUCGAUAAAAAUUAUUUUUUAAAAUUUUUAAAAUAGAUGUCUCUCGAAGAUAUUUUUUAAUGUAAUUGUAUGUAAUUACUAGGGAUAUGUAAUUACUUUUAUUAUUUUAAUUAUUAGGGAUAUGUAAUAAAGGGAUAUGUAAAGGGAUAAUGUAUAAUUACUUUUAGUAUUUUUUAAUAUAUAAUUAUGAUCGAUUUUUUUUA